Molecule: messenger RNA, 1584 nt
Organism: Fusarium verticillioides 7600
Lineage: Eukaryota; Fungi; Ascomycota; Sordariomycetes; Hypocreales; Nectriaceae
Exons: 5
Coding region: 1-1584 (527 amino acids)
Biological process (GO): transmembrane transport
Cellular component (GO): membrane
Molecular function (GO): transmembrane transporter activity
Source: RefSeq, a predicted model, not a curated record
AUGUCGACUCAUCAGGACAACACCGAUGCUGCAUCGAUUGGUGAGAAGCAAGGUGGCAAGAUGUUGGAGACCUCUCUUGACCACGUCCCAAGCCAUGCCAACGGAACAGUCGCCACCAUCGACGGUAUCGAUCCUGCAACUCUGCAUAACGAUGAAGUGAUCACUCGAGCAAUUCAAGCCAUUGGCUUCGGCAAGUUCCAAUGGCAGCUUACCUUCUCCUGUGGUUUCGGCUUCCUAGUCGAUCAGAUGGUCCUUGUCUCGAUCAGUCUUGUUACGCCUCAGGCUGCCAUGGAAUUCGGCCCUCGAUAUGCAACCCUCCUAUCUGCGCCUUCUUAUGCUGGCUUACUCAUCGGUGCUUUGUUUCUUGGUACACUAGCCGAUAACUUUGGCCGCAGACUAGUCUGGCAGGCGUCUAUCUUUGGAUGCUCUAUCAUGACUGCCAUUGCUGCUAGUUCUCCGAAUUGGGCUGCUUUAAACGUAUUCAUCGCUUUGAUCGGCUUGUUUGCUGGUGGCAACCUUGCGAUCGACUUGACACUCCUAGCGGAAGCUAUUCCUCAAGAAUGGUCUUUCAUCCUAUCAAGUCUCGCUGGGAUCUGGGGCUUCGGGAACGCUGUCACAGGCCUGAUCGCCUGGCGUCUGCUUGUCAACUUCGGAUGUCCCAGCGGCUCCACUCCCGAGACCUGCAGCCGCAGCGACAAUAUGGGCUGGCGUUACCUCUACAUCACUCUCGGUGGACUCUGUCUCGUCAUGUCACUUAUCCGAGCUUUCGUCCUACGGUCACUUGAGUCACCAAGAUGGCUCGUCUCUUGUGGAAGGAUGCAAGAGGCUGCGGAGGUUAUUAACCAUAUCAGCAGGAUGAACAAGUCUGAUUAUCAUGUCACUGGGGAUAAUUUCCUCCAGCCGGAACAAGAGCAGGCCGAUGGCGAGGUUAGGUCUUGGCGUGCGAAUAUUGCCCGCGCUUCGAGACUUUUCUCUGGUGCUAAGCAGAUACGACUGAUGGUCGGUCUCAUCAUGAUCUGGGCACUCAUCGGCAUUGCAUACCCGCUCUACACCAUCUUCCUCCCUUACUACCUCGCAGCUCACGGCGCCAACUUCGGCGAAACAAGCAACUACAUAACCUACCGCGACUGGGCCGUCUCCUCAAUCGUCGGGAUUUUCGGCCCCGUCCUAAGCACCAUCCUCGUAUCAUCCCGCCUUUUCAAGUCCAAGCGCUCAAUGCUCCUGACCGGCAUAAUAUGCUCUGCAUUCUCCGGAGCAUUCACCUCCGCCAGAACAGCAGCGGAAAACCUCGCAUUCUCGUGCAUGAUAAACUUUUCGCUCAAUGCUCUGUACGCUAUUGUUUACUCGUACACCCCGCAGGUUCUUCAGGUGCAGAAUCGCGGGAUGGGUAUGGGGCUGCUUAUGGCGGUGGGGAGGAUGGCGUCGCUUAGUGCACCGUUCAUUGCGACCUUUGCGGAUGUUAAGACUUCGGCACCGAUUUGGGUCGCGUGUGCCUGUUUCUUGGCGAUUGGGCUCAUUGCAAUGAUUCUUCCGGCUGAUACGCGACCUUAUGUGUCAAAAAAGAGCCACGAGUCCAGCGUUUGA